This is a messenger RNA of Cyprinodon tularosa, 2167 nucleotides long. It is a transcript of the gene nudt14, whose product is annotated as nudix (nucleoside diphosphate linked moiety X)-type motif 14. The coding region runs from base 93 to 815 and encodes 240 amino acids. Gene Ontology annotation, biological process: nucleoside phosphate metabolic process; ribose phosphate metabolic process. Gene Ontology annotation, molecular function: UDP-sugar diphosphatase activity; metal ion binding. The transcript is spliced from 5 exons. The record is from RefSeq and is a predicted model, not a curated record. Lineage: Eukaryota; Metazoa; Chordata; Actinopteri; Cyprinodontiformes; Cyprinodontidae.
UCCUUCCCCGGCUUCCGUAGGAAUUCCUUCACUGUCAGUGUGAGGAGACGGUGGCAUCGGUAAACCUCCAAAUCCUGCUCUAGCUGUAAAUUAUGGAAGAGAUUAACAACAUUGAAGUCGUCCCAUGCACAGAGUCCAACUACCUGAAACCGUUCCGGGUCCACUAUAAUCAGAAUGGCACAAAAAAAUCCUGGGACUUCAUGCGCACCCACGACAGCGUAUCUGUGCUGAUCUUCAACACAACCUCACACUGUUUUAUCCUUGUCAAGCAGUUCCGUCCAGCUGUUUACAUGUGUGAGUGGGAAAAGGCCAAGACAAAGAUCUCUCAGGAAGCUGAAAAAACUGAAGAGGGAGAAGCUUCUGAAUCUCAAGAGGGCCCGUCGGCCUCAGCUGGAGAGAGUUCUUCCCAGUGGCCCCCAGCCUCAGCUGGGGUCACCUAUGAGCUUUGCGCCGGCCUAGUGGACAAGCCAGACCUGUCGCUGGAGGAGAUCGCCCGGCAGGAAGUGCUGGAGGAGUGUGGCUAUGAUGUACCAGCUUCCAAGCUGAAGAGGAUCACUUCAUACAGGUCAGGCGUGGGUGUAACGGGUUCUAAGCAGACAAUGUUUUACGUGGAGGUGUCCGACGACAACUGCGUGAGUGCCGGUGGAGGCGAGCCCCGCGAGGGGGAGCUCAUCGAGGUCGUCAAAGUCCCACUGCACGAGGCCAUGACGUUUGCCUACGACGAACGUAUACCCAAAACCAUGGGCGUCAUUUUUAGUUUCAUCUGGUUCCAUAAUAACAUGUCUCCCAAGUACAAGAUUUCUACCAAUGUGUAACUGCCAUUAGUUUAACACUCUUUCUGUCAUUUACUGCAUAUUAAAGUCAAACACUGGUUCAGCACAUUUCUGCUACCCCUCACAGCUCAUAUCCUGUUGUUGCCUUUUAGCUUAUUGGUACACAAACGAGGGUCCUUAUCACUUUUAGCUUUUUUUUGUAUUUUGAUAAUCCUUCAUACAUCAGUUUGCCAUAGCUGGUUGCCACUGGCUCUUUUAAUCUUCUUAAAUUUAGAAACUUUAUCUUUUUCUAAUGUGCCAUCUCUUUUAAAUGGCUUCAUAUCACCAAUUCUUUUUGCCUGCAGAAAGAAAUCCCCCUUCGCUUUAAUGGAGUUCUUGAAUGUUUUAUUUUUUGUUCUUUUUACCUUCAAAGUGGCCAUCCUUUAUUUAUUUUAAUCCCUCUUUAGGUUAGGCAUGGGCCGGCCUGAGAUUUCCAUGCUAUCAUAACCGUAUUCACACACAAAAAAUUAAAAACUAAAAAUGUAUGAAAAGAUCUAAUUGCUUUUAUUUGACACAAAUAUUUUUAAAGCUGCUCAGAUUAGAUUGUCAGCUAAAAUGUUAUCAAGUUAAUUUUUAAAUGAACUUUUCUGACGCUUAGGAGAAACUGCUUUCCAGCAGCCAGCUGACUGGCAGUGUGCAGCAUCUUUCCUUGGAGCGAAACUGCUGCUCCAUAUGGAUGCAGAACAUUAUGUUGACUCCAGUGUUCCCUAUGUUGUUAAAAUUUCUGAUUUGAAGCUAACAGACUUCUCUGUUGGAAAAAAAUAUAUAUAUAUAUAUAAUGCCCCUACCUUUGCACUUAAUAUAACUGCAGUAUAAUAUAAUAGCUCAAUCCAGUUAGCAGCUAUCUUAGUACAAGCACUAACCGUUCAGAAACACCUAAGCCCUUUCUUAACUUUUUAACUAUGAUGUCAACCUACAAUAUACCCCAUUUUGCAAGUCUGGCUGCAUGCGUGUGUGAGAACAUGCAGACCGUACUUUACAUCAAUUUCGAAUCUGAAUUGGAAAACAAAAAUAAUCCAGUUAUGCAAAAAUAUUGUUGGGCAAAUACGAUGUUCAGGCAAGCCAUAUGUCUUUUCUCUGGUCCCCAUCCUUUAAGCAAUAGUUGUUCUAAUACUCAUUAUUGAACAAUCACUUGUUAUGGCUCAUGUUAAUGCCAGUCAACUUAAAAUCAACCCUUGAUCACCACACAGGGACAUGACACACCUACCUUAACUCUGAGGGUACUGAAGCACAAUCAGACGUAAACCUUCUGGUGAAGGGGCAUUAAUAAAAUCUAGCUCUAAGAUGAGGACUAUCUUUGAGAAAUGGGGGAAAUUUGCUUUUUUUUUUUCAAAUAACAUCUUGCAUUUCAUUAC